Molecule: messenger RNA, 2256 nt
Organism: Dermacentor albipictus
Lineage: Eukaryota; Metazoa; Arthropoda; Arachnida; Ixodida; Ixodidae
Product: kelch-like protein 10
Molecular function (GO): protein binding
Source: RefSeq, a predicted model, not a curated record
AAGAUACCGACGCUUCACCAUGAGCGCUACCGGGGCCAGCACCACUGUCAUCGCCGCCGACGUUCAGCGGUGCGAGCCCGAGUGGCGGUCCAACCCUGGGGUUCGCGGGUGUGCAAGGGCGAUGUCCUCGGGCUGGGGUCCUUUCGUGCUGCCCGGAACAGAGGACUGCGUGUUGCGCACCGAGGACGGUGGCGCAUUCCGGGCACACAGGGCCCUUCUGUGCGCGGCCAGCCCCUACUUCCGAGGCCUGCUACGUGGCGGCCAUACUGACGUGCUGAUGGGAGGAGUCAAGGGAUCGGUGCUCAAUGCCUUGCUCGCCCACGUAUACACGGAUCAGCUAUGCGUUACAACCGAUAACGUGCUGGAGGUGAUGGAGGCUGCCGACAUGCUGCUGCUAGAGCACUGCCUAGAGGAAUGCAUGGAAAUGGUGCAGCAAAACGUUCAAAUCGGGAACUGCCUUAGCCUGGCCGUGGUCAGCGGGCAGUACUACUGGCAAGCUUUCCGCGACUACCUGCUGGGAUACAUACUCGAACACUUCGAUGAGAUAUGGCGCGUCAGCAAGGAGUUUCCAGAGAUGUCCGCACGGCAUCUCUGCGAAGUUCUGGAGUCGCCGGAGCUCAACGUUCGGCAAGAGCAGACCUUGCUGUACGCUAUUGCACGCUGGGCGAAUGCUGGUGGCGACUUUCCCAUGGUUAGUCGGCCUGGGCUUCGACAGCUACUGGAAUGUGUUCGCGUUGGCCUCUGCAGCCCAGCUGACCUGGAAGCAUUUCAAAACUUCUGUCCUGCGUUGGCCAUGAGCCCCGCUUACCGUGAGGCCGUAUUGGAAGCCCUCGAACGUGGCCCCUGCCUGUGCUCGCCGAUCCCGUUCCUGCUCGAAAAAUGCUCUGCGCAAGAACCGGGAGCGCCAGUCGCGGAAGCGGCAGCGAUCGGAGUUGCGGCCCCGCUCGCCGCUGACCCCGCAGCUGUUGUCCGAAACGAUGCCGCAGCUGCCGUCGCAGAUGCAGACGCUUCCGAUGCUCCCGCUGAUGUUGGCGCAGACGUCGACAUGGAGGAAGACGAUGCCGACGCUGGAGUCACUGAAGACCUGCCCGUGGUGAAACCCCAGUGCGAUAAAUGCGGCAAGAAUAACCCUGAACGCUGGCUUCCUCGCUUUCCGCACAACAUGUUGUUCGUGGUAGGCGGCUGGAGGAUGGGGCAGCCGUUGUCUGACAUCAUAGCCUUCGACCCACGCACCAACCGGUGGGUUUACCACAAGAACGAGUCCAUCUUCGAGCCAAGAGCCUACCACGCAGUGGCCGUAUACAAGAGGCGUAUUUUCGUGCUGGGCGGCAUGCAAGAACGGAACUACUUGCGCUCCACCAUCAGCUACGACAUGGACAAGUGCGAAUGGAAGAGCGAGUCCUCCAUGAACGUCCCACGCGCCUAUGUUGCAGCCGUGGCACUGGGGGAGUACAUCUAUGCAAUAGGCGGACACACUGGUGUGGAGCGAACGCCUAGUGUAGAGCGCUACUGUCCGCGGACCAGGCAGUGGGCCGUGGUGUCUCGCAUGAACAGGAGGCGUAGCGAUGCCGCCGCCUGCGUCAUCAAAGGUCGCCUUCUCGUGAGUGGUGGCUUCAAUGGCCGCCGCUACCUGGAGAGCAUCGAGGUGUACACGCCGCAGACGGACAGCUGGUCACUCGUUCACUCGCUGCCAUUCCCUCGCUGCAGCCACAGAAUGAUCGUGCUGGGGGCAUAUGUCUACGUCAUAGGCGGUUUCGACGGCCGCCGACGUCUCACAUCAGUGGUCCGCAGCCUGACCCUGCUUCCACUGAAGUGGCACAGCGUCGCUCACCUGAAGAAACCCCGGAGCACCUUCGCCCUUGCACAGCUCGAGGAUGAGCUGUACGUCAUCGGUGGCCACGAUGGCAAGACUAUUGUAUCCAACGUGGAGCGGUAUUCACCGCGCGACGGCAGCUGGAGCUCAGCCCCGUCACUGACUGAGCCUGUGAGUGCCAUGGCUGCUUGCCUCGUGUCGGGUGGGGCCAUCUGCAAGAAGCUUUCUAUAAGGGGAACUCUCGAGCUUUCAUGACAGAAGCAGCGCGGAGUGGACAGGUGCUUCAUCACCCAUCUGUCAGUUGCGUGCGGUGAAACUUUUGAAGCUUACGUAAUUUAACAUCUGAAAAAUUAUUUGCGUCCAGUGACAACAGAGACCUUGUGAAGAAAGGGCUUGGCUGAAAUUGUGACGACGCAGUUGUAAAUACAAGGCGUCGACCAAAA